AUGACGGCCUCAUCCGAUCCAUCCGCCCAACAGACCGCCACAAAACAGUCAUGGAAAGCUAAUUUUAGCCAGAAACAGCUUGAAAGAAAACGCCAUGUCGAUCGAAUCAGCCAACGCCGAAAUCGGCAGAAGUCCAAGGAGACAGCUACCCUCUUCAAAGACAAGAUGGAUCUGCUCGUGGAAGGCGACCACAAAACUUUGCUCGAGCGGAUGUCCAUGGAAAACGACGCUAUGAAAGCCAAGUUAGAUAUGUUCAAGGCCAAGUUUGAACAUGUACAUCGCAUCUCGAAAGAAUGUUUGCAGGUCGACGCGGAUUCGGAUUGUUCGCGUUUUUCAAAUCCAUCAAGCUCGAUAUUUGUGUCGCCCGAGAGGGAAACCACAGCAAACAGCAGUGCUGUAGAUGGUCAGCUGGGGAAUGUUUCCGAUAUGCUUAGGCGGAGCUUCUCGCAACAGCCAUCCAUAUUCUUUGGUAUUAUGGAGGCGAUGGAACAUGGUUCAGAUCUUGAAUCACAGGAAAUAUCCUCCCAUCGAUUUAUCGAGACCGUUUUGGCCUGGAAAUAUUCCAAAGGUCUCACAGAUGGCCUCGAUUAUCUUGCCCGGCAUUAUAAUCUACGCGGUCUUACGGAGGAUUUUGCGAAGGAUGGUAAGAUCAUUUGA
This is a messenger RNA of Penicillium manginii, 657 nucleotides long. RefSeq lists its product as uncharacterized. NCBI's taxonomy places the organism in Eukaryota, Fungi, Ascomycota, Eurotiomycetes, Eurotiales, Aspergillaceae. The coding region runs from base 1 to 657 and encodes 218 amino acids. The transcript has a single exon. The record is from RefSeq and is a predicted model, not a curated record.